AUAAAUUAUUCUCUCUUUUUGUAUGAGAGUGUGAAUGUGACAGUGAAGAUUUCAGUACAUUCAGUGAACAUUGUGUAAUAAUAUUGGCCAAUUUGUCUUGAUAUAAUGCGAAAACAGAAAAAAUUUGUGUUUAUUUGGAUAUUAUUGUGCAUUUAGUAAAAAUUGGUGUUUUACCAUCAUGAAAAUCAAAGAGCUACAAAAAACCGUGAAUAUUGCCUGGUCACCGGCCCAAUUAAAUGAAUUAUUUUUGGCCGCUGGUACAGCUGCUCAGCAAAUCGACACGUCACUUAAUUCGAAUUCAACGCUUGAAUUGUACGAAAUCGAUUUGACCGAUCCGGGCUUUGAUUUAAAUUUGAAAGCAUCACAAAAUAGCCAGUACAGAUUUCAAAAGAUCGUAUGGAGCCCGUUGAGAAAUCAAGGCAGUGCCAGCGGAAUAAUCGCAACCGGUUGUGAAAGUGGACAUUUACAAUUGUACAGCGCAUCGAAAUUGUUGGCUGGUGAAGAUGCGUUGGUUGCAUCGCAAGACAAACACACUGGUGUGGUUCGUGCAUUAGAUUAUAAUCCAUUUCAAGUGAAUUUACUGGCAUCCGGUGCAUCCGAAUCGGAUAUUUUCAUUUGGGAUUUAAACAACACCACAACGCCAAUGACACCCGGCACAAAGACACAACCAUUGGAAGACAUUGAAAAUAUUGCAUGGAAUCGACAAGUUCAACAUAUUUUAGCAUCUGUAUUUAGUUCACGGUGUGUUGUUUGGGAUUUACGUAAAAAUGAACCAAUUAUCAAACUAUGCGAUAAACAAUCUCGCGUACGUUUCCGUGCACUUCAGUGGCAUCCAAGCAUUGCCACCCAAUUGUGGCUUGCAUCCGAAGACGAUCAAGCUCCAUACGUUCAAUUGUGGGAUUUACGAUAUGCAACGGCACCAGCAAAGACGCUGAAAAUUCAUGAUCGCGGCAUUCUCGGUUUGUCAUGGUGUUUAAAAGACACCGACCUGAUGGUAUCUUGUGGCAAAGACAAUAAAAUUUUGUGUUGGAAUCCAAAUGUGGAACAAGGUGAUGAAUGUAUAUCAGAAAUUGCGUCAACACUUCAAUGGUAUUCGGAUGUAAUUUGGUGUCCACGUAAUCCAGCUCUGAUAGCCAGUUCGAGUUUAGAUGGAGCCGUUUCAAUUUAUUCACUUUACGGUGGAACACAGCAUCAGGUACAGACUUCAAACAAAAUUGCAGAUUCGUUUCCCGGAAUGGAACACUUUGCACAAGCGCCAACACCACAAGCAACCACACAAAUUGUUUACAAUGAUUUGAAAAAACCACCAAAAUGGAUGAAACAAACAGUCGGCUGUAAAUUUGGUUUUGGCGGAAAGUUGAUCACAUUCGGAAAUGAUGCGAAUGCACCACAUACGGUGAAUAUCAGUCAAGUAACAACCGAACCAGAGCUAGUUGAGCGUUCAAAACAAUUGGAAGAAGUAUUGGGCAACGGCAACUUUAUCGACUACUGUCGCAAACGUGCAGAUGAAAUGAAUGAUCAGCACAAUCGUUAUGUUUGGUACUUUUUGAAGGCGAACUUCGAAGCCGAUCCACACUCAGAAAUGUUGAAUCUAUUAGGUUACAAUGUUGAAGACAUGCGAGGAAAAUUCAGUAAAUACGUUGAGAAGAAUGCGGAUAAUGAAAUCGAUGCCAUUAACACAAGACUCGCCGAACUCAACGAUUCAUCCGACGUUGAGGGUGCGACGUCUAGUUCAACAACAUUCACAAGCACUAACGAUAGCAAUCUAUCGGGUCAAGAUAAUGCGGCAUUUGAUAAUCUUGGAGCGCAAAAGCUGAAAAAUGAUUUGUUGAACAGCAGCGAGGAAAUAUCAUUCAAAAUCCACACUGGAGAAGAUAAUGAGGGUUUAAUUUGUCAAGCACUGUUGACCGGAAACAUUGAAUCGGCUGUUGAGCUGUGCAUCGAGUCGGAUCGUAUGGCUGAUGCCGUAAUCAUUGCUUCAACUGGUGGAUCCGAUCUAUUGGCUCGCACACAAUAUCGUUAUUUAAAGUCAAACCAAGGCUAUUUAUCGAACAUCAUAUCGGCCCUAAUCACCGACGAUUGGUCGUCGGUGAUUUCACAAUGUUCAACCGAAUCAUGGAAAGAGGCCCUGGUUGCAACGCUAACCUAUUGUCGUGAACAUGUUCCUGUGUUGUGUGAACGGCUCGGUGAACGUUUACAGUCGGAGAGUGGAAAUAAUUUGGUUGCAAUUCAAAAUGCAAUCCUGUGCUAUAUUUGUGCCGGAAAUGUUGAACGUUUGGCUGAAUCAUGGUUGACAUCCAAAUCGACAGCGGAUGCAAGCAUCAGCGACGGUGCAACACCGUCGACAAAAGAACUUCAAGAUCUAAUCGAAGUUGUAAUUUUGUUUCAAAAAGCAUUGGAGCUACAGGGUCGAAAUAUCAAUGCAACGGGUAAAUUGGCUGAAUUGUUGUCACAGUAUGCCGGUUUGUUGGCAUCGCAAGGUGCUCUAAAUUCAGCACUCACCUAUUUAGGACCAUCGGAAGCCGUCGAUAUUGUUGAAUUGCGCGAACGACUUUAUUAUACAUUGGGACACAAGCAAGCAUAUUCGACAAGCAUUCGAAGUCAAUCACAAGCCCAAAAUGUCUUCUCAAAAGCGCCAACACCAAACAAGUUUGGUCAACGACCAUCGAUCGGUAACAUUCAACCAAUCGGAGCAUUCAACAAUAAUUUCAGUAAUAACAGUUUCAAUGCAAGUUUUCCGCCGGCCGUCGCACCAACCACAGCCUCACCACCAAUGUGGAAUAAUUCAGUACCAACACAUCCACAAGCUCAACCGCAAUGGAAUUCGACACCAUUUGCACCGCAUAAUGUGGCACAAUCGAAUCCAAUUCUACCACCGGUACAAACAAAACCACCACCCGUUCAACCACCACUAUUGGAUCCAACCACACAACCACCGAGACCAUCGAGCGUUAGCUCACAAGGUUCAGCGCCAGUUACAAGUCGCAGCAAAUACAUUUUGGAUCCAUCCGUUCAAUCGAGUUCUUCCUAUGGUCAACCGACAAAUAUGUAUGCACCGCCGCCAAAUCAGACAUUUGGUGCACCGCAGCAAUCUUCAUUUGGUGCACCACAGCAAUCUUCAUUUGGUGCGCCGCAGCAACCUUCAUUUGGUGCACCACAACAAUCUUCAUUUGGUGCGCCACAGCAACCCGCAUAUGGAACACCAUUCAAUCAACCAUUGACGAAUCAACCAAUUGGAAAUAUGAAUCAAUCGUCAAUAUUAAAUCCGCAACCAGUUAGUUCAUUUGCUCCAGGACUACCACCAAUCGAAUUGGCUCAACCGGCCAUUCAGCAAACGAUUCAGAGAAACCCAACACCACCACCUGGUUGGAAUGAUCCACCAGCUUUGAAAUCAUCUCGUCCCCCGCCAGUAACGCAACCGAUCGAGACAAAUACCAAUGUUAUAUCGCAUCCAUUGUUUGGCAUUGAUUCAAAUCAAAAUCAAAAUGGUUUUAGUGAGGUUCCCGGUGGACAAUUUGUGACGUCACCAAAUGCUCUAUAUCAGGGUGGAUUUAUGACGCCGCAAAUACCUCAACAACAACAACAACAACAACAACAACAGCAGCAAUUGCAACCAGGUGGCAGUUUCCCACAGCAGCAAACUCAAUCGUUUCAAACACAAUUGCCAAACAGUCAACAGCCGCAGCAGCAGCAACAAUUUGCACAGGCGUCUGUUCAACAGCAACAACAACCCGUUGCCACACCAGAGCCAGUUAAACAAAAACCACCGCUUCCCGAGGAGUAUAUUUAUAUGCAAACGGUAUUCAAUGAAUUGCGUACGCAAUGCAGCAACGCAACGGCCAAUCCACAAACGAAGCGUAAAUUGGAUGAUGUUUCGAAGCGGUUGGAGUUUUUGUAUGAUUUAUUGCGUGAAAAUCGGUUAACGCCAAACACAUUGGAUUCGUUGAAUCAACUAGUUCAGCUGGUGCAAAUUGGUGACUAUGCCAAUGGAUUGGGAAUUCAUACACAAAUGGUAUCCGGUCCAGAUUUCUCUCAAAUUGCCAGCUUUAUGCCCGGCAUAAAAGUUCUAUUGCAGACGGCUAUGCAACUUCAAGUUUGUUUAAGAUGAAAAAUGCGCAAAAUCUACUUAACACUCAAUAAUUGCAUGCAUUUAUUAUUUGAAUAUAUUGGAGCAAAAAAAAUUGGUUCAAAACGAACGAAACGUUUAGCACUCGAAAUUGCGACACCCGUCUAUAUAUUAUUUGCGUUUGUUUCGUUAAUAUUUUUAUAUUUCAAUUUUCUAGCAACUCGUAUUCAUUUCUAUGCUGUGUUUAGUGAUUUCAUUUAUUCUUCUAGAGGCGUCAAAGCAAAUUUAUUUACUAAAUCAAUCAAUUUCCAAUAAAUAUUCGUAAAGAAGUAUGAAAAAAAUUGUCAAAUUCAAAUUGUAUGAGAAAACUAUUAUCAAUAAAAUUGUUAAUUUACACAUGAAUCGAAA
Molecule: messenger RNA, 4474 nt
Organism: Contarinia nasturtii (swede midge)
Lineage: Eukaryota; Metazoa; Arthropoda; Insecta; Diptera; Cecidomyiidae
Gene: Sec31
Product: protein transport protein Sec31A
Exons: 13
Coding region: 179-4108 (1309 amino acids)
Biological process (GO): intracellular protein transport; endoplasmic reticulum organization; endoplasmic reticulum to Golgi vesicle-mediated transport
Cellular component (GO): COPII vesicle coat; endoplasmic reticulum exit site
Molecular function (GO): structural molecule activity; protein binding
Source: RefSeq, a predicted model, not a curated record